Molecule: messenger RNA, 587 nt
Organism: Rhopilema esculentum
Lineage: Eukaryota; Metazoa; Cnidaria; Scyphozoa; Rhizostomeae; Rhizostomatidae
Product: protein kish-B
Source: RefSeq, a predicted model, not a curated record
GAAAACAGGGGAAGAAAACGCGAGUCUUCGCGUUCGAUGAGCCUCGUUCGUCUACAAAACGUAAGCACUUCAAGAAAAAUAUCGUGGAUGGUUGUUGAUAAGGAAUCCUGUGAAGAACUAAAUUGUUUAUUCAAGACCAAAUAAUGACGAAUGCAUAUUCAUUUGAUGGCAUCAUUGUAUUAGCUUUGCUGUUAAUCUGCACUUGUGCUUAUAUAAGGCGAGUACCAAAACUGAAAAGUAUACUCUUGUCUGAGAAGAAAGGAGUGUUUGGUGUUUUGUAUAAAGCUGCUGUUGUUGGUGUAAGGCUUCACUGGGCUGUUUCCAUUAGUUGUGCCGUCAUGGGAAUAUACAUACUGAUACUGAAAUAAUUUUUGAAUUCUUCGAAAGUCUUGUUUAUCAAUUGUAAAUAGGAAAUAUUUUGGGUUAUUUGAACUGUAAAAAGUAAGCAGUGUUCUCUUCAGGAACUUCCUAUGCUUGAAUAAGUUGCCAACUUCAAACAUUGGUGUCUAUGGACAACUAUAUUAAUUUGUGUAUUUGUUGUGAGAUGUUUCUUUCGAUAUUUUAAGCUUGAAUCUUUUAUUCCUAAA